Molecule: messenger RNA, 2630 nt
Organism: Magallana angulata
Lineage: Eukaryota; Metazoa; Mollusca; Bivalvia; Ostreida; Ostreidae
Product: fatty acyl-CoA hydrolase precursor, medium chain-like
Exons: 11
Coding region: 589-2502 (637 amino acids)
Cellular component (GO): septate junction; cell surface; tricellular tight junction
Source: RefSeq, a predicted model, not a curated record
UGAUCGCCUUUAUAAAUCCUCUUAGCGCCUAGUAUAAAAAUUCAAUGAAUAUAGACUGAUCCUACCACAAGGAAGCGAAACGGAAGAAAGGAGAGAGAUGCCGAACGGUGCAUGGGAAUUUCCUUUAUCCUCAGGAACACUAGAACUUCACAACUUCUGAGCACGGAUGUAGUCAGUGGUACCCUGAAAAAAAAAUCCACCGCUCGUGAGAGAAGAAAAUGCGUGUUUUGUGAGUUUUUCUCUCUUAGAAAGUUCUAUACUAGUGACAGAAGCUUGUUGGAAGGAAAUAACGAGAUAUUGAAGUUCGUGUUGCAAAACAGUCAUCUUGAAAGACUUCCUUUUUUGACAAAUUUCGCGACAACUGGGUGCAUUCCCCGUCCUCAAAGAUAUUGAAGAGAGAGAGAGAGAGAAAAAAAAUCUUGAGGUAUCUUGUCAAUCAUCUCGAAUAUGAACGCUCUGGUACUAUACGAGAUAAAAUCGGCACAACAUCAUUGAUAAUGACAAGAACAAUCGGAAACAUUGUAAGCUGUUUUUUAAUUCUAUAAGACCCAGACGAAGUAUACCGGGGCAAAGCCCACCCCAGGGGAAAUGGACGCCGUGUCCAAUUUACUUCGGAAUUUCUAUCUCGUUGUUUUCUUCUUGUUUGGUGUAUUUAGGAGUACCUCUCUAGAAUAUGUGACAAAAACAACGAAAUAUGGGAGAGUGAGGGGGUCCGUGGAGAGUGUCCGCCCCGGGAAACAGAUUGAGAGAUUUCUGGGGGUUCCUUAUGCGUCCCCUCCAAUAAAGUCUUUACGGUUUGAGCGUCCUGUACCCCCCGAUCCCUGGAGUGGAGUAUUGGACACCCUGGAUAUUCCACCAGCUUGUCCCCAGCCCGGAGAGGGCGUGGCUUAUAUUGAGUUUCAUGUGCCAGGGUUCAAUUACACGAGCGAAGACUGCCUAUAUCUAAAUAUAUAUACACCAAAAAGUACCAACGGUGGUAAGAAGUAUCCCGUUCUGUUUUUUGUCCAUGGUGGAUCAUACUUUAACGGGAUGGGAGCCAUGUUUGAAGGGAGCAUGCUGUCGGCUUCCGGAAUCGUGGUUGUAACCAUAAACUACAGACUAGGACCACUCGGUUUUUUGGUGUCCGGUGACCCGGAACUCUCAGGGAAUUAUGGGAUGAUGGAUAUGGUUGCUGCUCUGUGGUGGGUGCGCCGGAAUAUCGAGUUCUUUAACGGGGACCCAAACCAAGUAACACUGAUGGGUCACAGCGCAGGAGGCUGUAGUGUCGGCUUUCUUGUUAUGUCACCUUUGACAAAAGGGUUGUUCCGGAGAGUCAUAAUCCAGAGCGGGUCCCCCCUUGCACAAUGGAGUUACUCGGAUAAAGUCACUUCUCCGGAUAUCCACUUCAAGAUCUUUGUCUCUUCCAUUGGGUGUCUUCGGAACAGCUCUAGACUCAUCAAAGAAUGUCUGCAGAACAUACCUACAGAAGUCAUGCAUAGACAAAUUGCGUUUAAAUAUGUGACGUCUCCGUCCCUGACGCCGCAGUUCCGCCCGGUGGUGGACGGGUACGUACUUCCGGAUACACCGGAGAGAUUGAUACAGUCCGGGGCAUUCCGAGCGGAGAGCGUGAUGACUGGCGCCACGUCAGACGAGGGGCUUAUUGCAGCAAAACCACUGGUGGAAUUAUUUGGUGGAGAGGAAAAAGGCAUCAAACAGUUAAUAACACUGAUGUAUUGUUUCCGCGGAGAUUUGCCAAACCUGGCCAAUAUCGUGGACAUGGUGAUCGAUACCUAUGCAUCACUGCCACUUGAGGAAAAAGAGCAUUUGGUGGAGGAAAUCUUCUCUGACAUUGUCGGUGACUACUACAUCACAGCGCCCACACAUAAACUGGCCCAGAUGAUGUCAUCACGCAGUGUUCCAGUCUACCUCUAUAACUAUGAGUACCAGUCCAAAUACGCCCAGUGGGAAGGAGUCACCCACGGAUCUGAAAUCUUCUACCUCUCAGGAUUCCCCAUGUCCGGUCACUCAAAUUUUAGAUACGAUGAUACCGACAAGAAAAUGGCCACAUUGCUCAUUCAUAUGUGGGCAAACUUUGUGUAUAAUGGACUUCCAUCAUUGGUUCCUCACAGACAAUUCCAUAUGGAUCGAUACAGUGUUAACAAUCCCGUAUACACUAAAAUCUAUCAGGGAAUAAACCGACCCUUUGUUGAACUGUCCACAAAUUACAAAACUCGAAAACUGGACUUCUGGAACUACAAAAUCCCAAUGUAUUCUGGGAAAUUAGAUUCUGAUGACGUCAUACAAAGUCCAGUGCAAAGGACACACACGGUGACCGGCCCCGAUCAUUGGGCAUUAAUCGCCACUUCUAUUGGACUUGCGGGCCUCGCAAUGUUUUUAGCGGUUGGAUAUUGUAAAACUAAAAUUCAACUACAAAAUCUUCACCGCCAACAUGGCGUUUGCAUAGCCGGGGAAAUCUCCAGUAAAGACAUUAAGAAGUCCAAGUAUUUCAAAACUAACGUUUGAGUGACGUCAACUCCAUAAUGUUUUGAAACAACACACAUGAAAAUGUUUCUGAUCUUUAUUAUAUUGAUACACACGAAUUUAACAUCUAUUUUCUGCAUUCGCUUUUUAAUAAAAGACAAAAUCCAAAA